Molecule: messenger RNA, 4971 nt
Organism: Poecilia reticulata (guppy)
Lineage: Eukaryota; Metazoa; Chordata; Actinopteri; Cyprinodontiformes; Poeciliidae
Source: RefSeq, a predicted model, not a curated record
UUUCAACUAUGAAUUUCAACAGUUUCGAACUUUUUGUUACUCACAGUUCAGUGUUAAUGUCAAUGUGCUCCUCGUGGCACCUUUUGUUUGCUUUUAAUUCUUUGCUUUUAUCAUCCGUACAUUGUGUUAUUGUGUCGAUGUGUGAUGUAACAACACAGGGAGUCUAAUUUGGACAACAUAUGGCGUUCUUGUUUGUACUGAGUUACUCGACAUGAACAACAACAGCAGAGAAGUUAGCCUUUUUGUAAUGUACACUGUUUUUAAUAACAUCUCCUCAACCGCGCACAAUGGUGAUAAUAAGUAAACAGCCAAAGUGAGUUAGUUUGGAUAGUAUGAGGAAAUCAAAGAUGUUACUGCCGUGAUGUUAGACACAACGCCGUGUUAAAGUAUUGAGCCAUUGCUCUUUUUUUUCUUUUUUCUUUUUUUUUUUUGCCAGAUUUUGCUUUAGAGCAUUAUAGAUAGAUGUUUUCUGAAUAGCUUUCAAAGCAUUUUCAUCAGGUUUUCACAGUUGUUUUUUUCUUUUUUAACUUAUUUUUCAUCUAUGUAUUUUAAAGACUACAAGCCUGGUUCCUCGAUUUAAUACCAAGACUGCCCAAUAAGUAGAAUUUAUGAACCAAUCCCUUUUGUACACCUGCCUAAAGCUGACACGCUCGGGACGGAGCUGGCGUCUAGGUCAGCACGAACUAAUUUUGUAUCAGUACCUAUUAGAUACAUAAUAGCAAAUUAAUAAAUGUAAGAUUUUGGAUUAAAAUAGGAAGUAAUUACAUAUUACAAUAAUAUGAUGAUAAUUGAACUUUUUUAACUUAAUUUUUUGACAUUCCCUCAUAUCUCUUCAGUAAUUUGCAGGAAAUUAGAGAUUUUGUCUAAAUGGCAGCACAGCGUAAAUAUUAUCGCUGUACGCAAUAAAAAAAUGUUACCAAAGUGUCUAAUUAUUGCAGGUUAUUAUAGUGAAAUUGCCACAAACUGUCUUAACACAGCUGAUAUCUCUGUGGAUGCGUUCAGGACGCUUAUCAAAGAUGCUAAAUGAAGCACUUUGCUGCCAUCUUGUGGUCAGAGUUUGAACAAUACCAGUUUAUGUUUUUAACAGUCUUAAGUUGUAUUUUAAAGGGGGGGUUAUUAUGUAAAAUCGACUUUUUUGAGCAUUACUUCCUGAUACAGUGUUAUUCCCUCAUCAUAAACAGACUUGGAGUGUUGCUUUGACUCUUCUAUGAAUGUUUGAGAAAUCCUUAAUUCUCCCACGACAGCCAUUCAGGGCGCCUAAACAAUCUGCCUCGGAGCUGUAGUCUCCAAGAGGAGCUUCUGCCUCACAGAUCAGCUCCCUGCUCCUACAGACUAGCACCAGCAGCAAUUAACCAACAACUGGCAGUACUGCACACUUGCUGAGCUUAAUAUAUGAACUACUUCUCAGUGCAAGCGCUCUUAAGAAUGUCGUUAAAAACUAGAUGAAAAACGUGAUGACGUGCUGAAGGCGGUGUGAAAAAGAGCAGGAGCUUCUUAAAGAGACAGAGGCCCAAAAUCAAAUUCCUUUUAAGUUGUGUUUGAGAUAUACAGCAUGUGUCUAUGACAACUUAGGAAAACGUAGUUACUUGAUUGUGCUAUAAAAUGGUAGUGUGACUCGAAAAUACGUAAUAAUGUCCCUUUAAUUAUAGACGAUGGGCCAGAAGUUAUUGCACAAAUCAUUAGCUGUAGUUGAGUUUUAAAGCUCUCUUUAGCAUUAGCAGCAUAAAUAAAAUAGUGUACGUGUUCAUGAAACUUGUAUACUCAGUUGUGCCUGUUGUCUCUAAUUUGCAGCAAACACUUUUAUCUGUUAAAUGAACUAUGUUCAAAUUAAUAAUCUGAGCUUGUUUUACAAUCUGCUUGACAACAACAAUGCACUCAAUUUAGAUUUUGCAUUAUUUCAAAUAAAAGGAAACAUGUCCAUAUGUUACAGUGCACUAAAACAAAGUGUCACUAUGUUUCUCCAAAUACCCGUAACACCUUAUUGGAUUACCUGCCCAAGGACCAGUGUUGCAAGACAAUGAAAUCUACUCAAUCUAAGGCAGCGUAGACUGCAAGUGGUUAAAGGAACUAAGUGGAGAGCUGGUUACGAUUAUUAAGAAACAAAGAUUACAAGGAUGUGUCUCAGCUUUUUUGACAACCUGGAACCUACUCUACCACCAACACCAUAGCCACCGCAUAGGAGAGAAAGUGUUUGCGUACCAUACCCAUGCUGACGUCCUGACUUCAAACCACUCGCUGGGACUGACAAGAUAUGAGUUUCUCCUCUCAGUUUAAGACAUGUCAGAGCCAGAUUUAAUUUUAAAAUCCACAUUUUAAAACUUUGCAAUUGUACAAAAGGUGCCCAGAGUUUGCAUACGUUACCACAAAUCAUGCAUGCACUUUUCCUGUGUGAAAACUCCACCCGUUUGCAUGUGCUUUCUUCUUGCACACAAACAACCCUGGUAGAUGGAACCUGAAUCUCAUUUUCACACCUUAGCUUCAAAAAAAAAAAAUGCAUUGCGUGCAUCACAUCAGAGAAGCUGUCUGUUUUUUUUCCUCCCCCCUUCCCCCCGCUUUGUGGUUUCUAGUAUGUCAUGUUUCUUUUUUUUUCUGCCUUUUCAUUCUGAUUUUACAAAAGUAACAAGAUGUUCAUGAAAAGAUUUGCUUGUCAUCGCUAUAUUUCCUGAUGUUUUCUUGUAGAAAAAUGAAUAUGACUACCAGGGACUAAAAAAACCCCCAACUCUCAUGUUGAUUUCUGACACACAGGUAAUUCCAUCCCAUCAUGACGGGGAAUUCCAGCAAGUUGCACCUCGACAACGCCACCCUGUCACUGUUUCGGGAUGUGAACACAAGCACUGUCGUAUCUGUUAUAUACAUGCUUGUCACUGUCAUCAACUGGGUGGGAAAUGGCAUGUCAAUGUGGCUCCUGCUGUUUCGUACCUCCCCAAAAACGCCCUCCAUCAUAUUCAUGAUUAAUCUAACGCUCACCGACUUGGCUCUUGGCUCCGCCCUCCCCUUUCAGAUCGACUACCAGCUCCAAGGAUACAACUGGAGAUUGGGGUCCAAUAUGUGCAGCUUCAUGACCCUGGUUUUCUACGGCAACAUGUAUUGUUCUAUCCUGACGAUGAUGGCCAUCGGCAUCGACCGCUACCUGGGCAUCGUGAGGCCCAUGAGGUUCCGGAAGAACAAGAAGAGAAAGUCUGUUGCUGUCAUCAGCUGCCUUCUGAUGUGGGGUUUGGUCCUGGCUGUCUUGUACCCUCUCAUGACCACCGACCUGACCUUCAAGGUCCCGGAGCUCCAGAUCACCACAUGCUUUGACGUGCUGAAACUAAACAUGCUGCCGUCUGUGGGGGCCUGGGCGGCUUUCCUGUUCAGCAUGGUGUUUCUUCUCUUCCUUUUUCCUUUCUGUGUCACAAUGUUCUGCUACGUUAGUGUCAUACACAAGCUGUCCAGUGACUCCAAGACUGUCCAGAAAGGGAGAGCCACACGUCUGGCUGUUGUCGUUCUGCUGGUCUUUGUGCUCUGCUUUGCUCCCAACAACAUCCUCCUAUUGGCUCACAGUGUCCUUAGACUCUUCUACGGCAAGUCUUUGUACAUGGCCUACAAGCUUUCUCUCUGUUUUAGCUGUCUGAAUAGCUGUUUGGAUCCUUUCAUAUAUUACUUUGCGUCAAAAGAUUUCAGGGAGAAGCUGAGAGAGAUAAUGAAUCUGCAGAGCCUGAGUAGUGCAGACUCUAUAAGGAUGGAGAACAAAGAGAUGUUGUACUCUGGAUAAGCAGAUUUAUACGGUGAAGAAACAUAUUCAGGUGCCUUUGCGAUGCCGUAACUACCCUAAAAAUGCAAAAACUAAAGAAAGACUUGCGAAAGAAAGCAAGUGACUAAAGGAAAGGAAGGGUUUGGGGAUCUUGCAACAUAUGUUCUUGGUUCGUAUUGCAAAAUCUUCUUACAUCUAUCUCUUCCUUUAACAAUAGCUUUAAAAGGUUUAAGCUGUUGGACAGUGACUAAAAUGUUAUUGGUCCAAUCAUAGUUUGUGUGUUUUCUCCAAUUUAUAUGUAAUCAAGUGGUUGGGAAAUCGCGGAGUGCCACAAGUAUUUAUGUUGGGCUCGGAGUCAUUUAGCUUAUUCACCAAUCAUCAGAUCUUCCGUAGGUGUUAGAAAUCGUAACCCGAUAUCUGCAGACGUUGUCAUACACAAAGAACAACAACGAUGAAUGAGUGACUGUUAGGAUUGUUGCACAAAAAGGGCAGUUUCUCAGCUUACAGUGACAGAAUGUAUUUGACAAAAAUUUUAUGAAAGACCUAUCCAAAUAUUGGUAUAAUACUUGUAUAAAUUGGGCUGAACAAGUAUGGAUGUCAAAAAGUGUUUUACGAAGUUGUAUGAUAGUACAAUGAAAUAUAAUGUAACAAGCAUAAAGGUCAGAAAUGAGUCAUCUGUGUCCAUUGAUCCUCGCCCUGCUUACUGUAACCAAGCAACUUCAAACCCCAUAACAUCACUGUGUGAUCAAGCCUUCAUAAAACUAAUUAUUUUCACUGUUUUAUGAUUGUACUUUUUUAAAAACACACUCUGUACUCAGACGGUUGGCUUGUUUUUAAAUUUGUUCAAAAAUAUAAUGGAGUCAUUACUGGAGGUUUUUGAACAACGUUCAGACAGUGAGAUCCUCAACGUUUGCUGAGAGUGUAGGAUCUUGUUAUUGAAUACAUACUAACUAAAAUAAGAUUUUGAACAUUUUACAUUACAUGAACCGACAGAAUUUGCUGCUGUUUAAAUGAAAGGGUGAUAAACAUCAACCGACAGCAUGUGCUGAUAUUUAACAUCUCUUCAUGGCUGUUAUUUUUGUAAAAAAAAAUAUGUAGCAUCCAGAACUGUGAACUGUUGUAAAAAAAAUGUACAUAUUAUGUUAGCCUAACAUCCCCAAAUAAGUUUUAUCUUAAUGUUGUUGUUUUUUAUCUGUUUAUAAAAAUGUCAGUGUUCUGUGGUGUAUAAAUGUGUGAAAUUG